AUGGGAGGAGGAUCACGGCAGAACCAGCGAUCAAACCGGACGAGAGCGAGAACGGCCGGGCCGGCAGCAACCUGCGGCGCUGCCGGUGGUCGAAGGACAAGCGGGGGAGGCGGACUACGAAAACCAGCAACAACGAGAGACUCGUCUGCUGCCGCUGGUCAUGCUUCAGGCACCGGUGGGGUCGGUGUCAAAAUGAAGAAGAGCGACGUUCGGUUUGGGAACAAGGAAGGAGGGGGGACGAACUUUGGGUCUGAGGAGAGGUUUGCCUGGCAGAAGUGCAAGUACGCCUCGGAUGCCAUGUACACGAUACCGGAUGUCAAGGCUCCACCUUUCAGCUUUGGGACAAGCACCCGGGCCGACUGGAAGAAGAUCAUGGAGAACACCAAAGACCUCUACAAUCCAAACUCCGGCCCGGCGAACUACAAAACGGGGAACGAGUACGAGGUUCUGUCAGAGUCUCCCAGCAGAAGAGAUAUUACGUUCGGUACGGCGGCGAGAGAAAGCAUGGACUUGAUGACAGCCUCACCAGGAGUCCUCUACAACGUUGAUGGAGUAUUCCGAAACGGCCCGGUGAAGGGCAAGAUUCUUCCAGGAUUCAACCUUGACACGCGGAAGCCGCUAGCGGAAAACACGAAGUCCUCGACGGCCGCCAUGUACUCGCCCAAGCUCGCGAGCAAGGGCGGUGCUGUUUGGUUCGGAGAAAAGGAGCAGGAGAGAUUUCAGGGGACGAUCGAAGGGAUCGGGCGACGAUCACCGGGACCAGUUUAUGACGUUGCGAAGUAUGGAGGCCCAACAGGCCCCAAGUUUUCGUUCGGGGCGUCGCGGAGGGAUCGUUGGGGCAACAUGCGGAUGCCAACCAUUGCGUAG
Messenger RNA from Ectocarpus siliculosus, 867 nucleotides. Lineage: Eukaryota; Phaeophyceae; Ectocarpales; Ectocarpaceae. The record is from the annotation of a GenBank genome assembly.